Molecule: messenger RNA, 825 nt
Organism: Pteropus alecto (black flying fox)
Lineage: Eukaryota; Metazoa; Chordata; Mammalia; Chiroptera; Pteropodidae
Gene: CITED1
Product: Cbp/p300 interacting transactivator with Glu/Asp rich carboxy-terminal domain 1
Exons: 3
Coding region: 79-741 (220 amino acids)
Biological process (GO): melanocyte differentiation; regulation of DNA-templated transcription
Cellular component (GO): nucleus
Source: RefSeq, a predicted model, not a curated record
GGAACUGACCGCGUCCAGCCAAGCCGCCGUACUGUUGGGAUUUUUAAAUUUCUCCUGAGUGAGAAACUAGCAAUCGAGAUGGAGCCAUCCGCGCAACCGCCGCAGCUGGCAGCGUCACCUCCCACCAACUCGUCCAACUUCUGCCAAGGCUCUGAGAUGCCAACGAUGUCGAGGCCUGCACCUGAUGUCAAGGGUGGCUCCUCACCUAUGAAGGAGGAUGCCACCGAGGAGAUGAACUCUCUGGCCUACUCGAACCUGGGCGUGAAGGAUCGCAAAGCAGUAGCCACUCUGCACUACCCCGGGGCUGCCUCGAACGGCACCAAGGCUGAUGGGGCUGCCAGCAGUCCCUCGGGACCUUCAUCUCCUACGAGCACCUCUCCCACUAAACCCCCACCCCUAAACCUGAACCCCGCCCCUCACCUGCUGGCUAGUAUGCAGCUGCAGAAACUUAACAACCAGUAUCAUGGGGCGGCCGCCGCCACUCCAGGCCAACCCGUCCAAGCCGCGGAGGCAGGGCCCCUUCAAAACUGGGGCUUAGGGGCUCAGGCGGGAGGGGCGGGGUCGGUCUCUCCCCCUGCCGGUGCCCAGAGCCCUGCUAUCAUCGAUUCGGACCCGGUGGAUGAGGAGGUGCUGAUGUCGCUGGUGGUGGAGCUGGGACUGGACCGGGCCAACGAGCUUCCGGAGCUGUGGCUAGGGCAGAAUGAGUUUGACUUCACCGCAGACUUUCCGUCUGGCUGCUGAUGCCAACUGUCCCUAAAGAUGGAGGAAUAAAGCCACCGAUUCUGUUGUAAAUAAAAAUAAAAGCUACUUACAGAGACAUGUGCC